AUGGAUCGAUCGAAAGUAUCGCGUAAGUUGCGUAAAUGUUUGCAGCAACUAGCAAAACACGAUCCGGAUGUGAAAGUUUCAUCUACGCCAACAAAAAUAUUGUUUGUUGCAAACAGCAGUCCAUUAUGUGGGAUUUCAUAUGAUGACCUAGAAAAAGUAUUCCAUUCAUUUGAUGAAGGUUGCUGUGAUUUUAUUGUAUUUCAAACGCAGCGUCCUUAUUCUUUCGUUAUUUUUCGUACCAUAGAAGCCGCUAAGUUAGCAUAUAAAAAUCUUCAUGGACAAGUACCUCAAGAAUUUGGCCAUAAUGGUUUAGCGCUAUAUAUUUCAUUUGUUGAAAACGUGCCUGAAGUUAAGAAUGUUGAAUCGCUUUGUAAACCAAACGAUUUGCGUCUUUUGCUGAAUUUUAUCAAUGAUGAUGAAGAAGCAGCUCUAAUAUCUUUUAUUCAAGAUUACUUACCAACGGGAAAAACAUUGAAAAGUCGCAAAGUUAUUCAUUUUGGUUUUGAAUUUAAUUAUGAUAUUAAUGUGGCUGAGGAGCCAUCACCAAAUUCAAUGCCAACAGUUUGUGAAGCUAUAAUUGACAAGAUGCUUAGUGCUGGACUCUUCCAGGAAAAACCAGAUCAGUUGACAGUUAAUGUCUAUGAGCCUGGUAAUGGCAUACCAUCACACAUUGAUACUCAUUCUGCAUUCACUGACACUAUUGCUUCAUUGAGUUUGAUUUCAGAUAUCGUUAUGGAAUUCCGUGAUUUGGCAAAUACGUCAGCAGUGUACGAUGUUCUGCUUCCACGUUUAAGUUUGGUAGUUAUGCAAGGUGAAUCGCGAUAUCGAUGGAAACAUGGCAUUGCGAAACGAAAAUACGAUGUGAAUCCUAUCACAAGUAAAUUGAUGCGGCGACAAUGUAGAGUUUCGUUUACGUUUCGAAAAGUAUUGCGAGGAAAAUGUCAGUGCUCAUUCACCGAAUACUGUGAUUGGGACCGUGAUGGAUUAAUGAAAGUUCCUGAUAAUGAUGAACGUGGCAGAGAAAUCGAGAAGCAAUAUGUUUCUUUAGUUUAUGAAUGUAUUGCUGAUCAUUUUGACACAACGCGGCAUGCUCAGUGGAAUGGUGUUGCCAACUUUCUGAAACGCUUGGAAUCUGGAACUAUAAUUUAUGAUAUUGGUUGCGGAAAUGGAAAAUAUCUCGUACUGGAUGAUGAAUUUAUCAAAAUUGGUAGUGAUUUGAGCAACAGUUUAUGCUUGAUUGCUUACAGAAAAGGUUGUAGUGUGUUGCGUGCGAAUAUUUUAGCACUACCAUUUAAAAGUUCAAGCGCAGGUGCAGUUUUGUGCAUCGCCGUCAUCCAUCACUUGACCACAAAGUUAAGAAGGAUUCGCGCGAUUCAAGAACUAAUCCGAGUUUUGGAACCAGGUGGACGAGCAUGUAUUACCGUUUGGGCAUACGAGCAAGCUUUGUCUAAUGAACCUUCUGAAUAUUUGAAGAUGCGACGAAAAAAACGUAACGUGCAGAUGAAUCGCCGUGACAGCAAUGGAAGGCUGAGGGUUCAUGAAGGCAGAGAAUUUACUCAAUCAGAUAUGCUUGUCCCUUUUCAAAAUUCUGAUGGAAAACGGUUUUUAAGGUACUAUCACUUAUUUCGCGAUAUUGAACUUGAAGAAUUGAUCAAUGAGGUCAGUGGUUGCGCAGUUGAUGAGUAUUUUUAUGAACAGGGAAACUGGAUUGCAUACGUUAAAAAAAUAUAG
Messenger RNA from Thelazia callipaeda (thelaziosis nematode), 1731 nucleotides. Lineage: Eukaryota; Metazoa; Nematoda; Chromadorea; Rhabditida; Thelaziidae. The record is from the annotation of a GenBank genome assembly.